Molecule: messenger RNA, 3249 nt
Organism: Pleurotus ostreatus (oyster mushroom)
Lineage: Eukaryota; Fungi; Basidiomycota; Agaricomycetes; Agaricales; Pleurotaceae
Gene: VAM6
Product: Vacuolar morphogenesis protein 6
Exons: 16
Coding region: 1-3249 (1082 amino acids)
Biological process (GO): autophagy; endosomal vesicle fusion; vesicle-mediated transport
Cellular component (GO): fungal-type vacuole membrane; cytoplasm
Source: RefSeq, a predicted model, not a curated record
AUGGCCCCGUUUACGACACCCGUGCCCAUGAUACAGGGCCUCAAAGAGCGUGUCGACUCCGUAACUGUACAAGGGGAUCGGAUAUACAUUGGGACGUCCAUUGGAAGCCUGCAUGUGUACUCUUUCGACGAGUCGACCAUUCAGGGUGCAGCCGGCGAUGUCUCGACGAGUCUGGUUGAAGUGAAGAAGGGGUUGACGCGCAGAUCCAUUGACCAGCUUGGCUUUGUCAAGGAUGUUAAUUCUCUCGUUGUUCUCUCUGACAUGGCUGUGUCACUGCUGCCCGUACCAUCACUAUCGCCUCCGACACCUCUCGUGAAAGCGAAGGCAGCGUUUUCAUUCGCCAUCCAUUCGUCGGUGGAACAUUCGGUGCCGGCAGGUGCGGAGUCUCCAACUGGCGCAGACUUCAGCUCGGCGCACCUUAAGACGAAGACGAUACCCGUCAUGGUCACGCAGCUGAUCGUCGGGUGUAGGAGGAAACUGGUCAUGUACUCUUGGAGGGACGGGGAGGCACAGGAGGUCAAGGAAGCCCCGCUCCCUCAUUCUCCCCGUGUAAUCGCUUUCCUAAACUCAGAGACGUUGUCCUUCGCUUACUCCCCUACUGAACACGCCAUAUUCUCCAUCCCCACGCUCACAGCAACCGAUAUAACACACAUUCCCAACCCCACCGCUAGUACCGUGGUCGCUGCCACCGGUCUAGGGAUGAGUGCGCUCACUGGCUUGACUGGAUACAUGACUCUGGGUCUAGGUGCAAAGCCGAAGCCUCUGACAGUGGCUCUGGGCAAUGACGAAGCCCUUAUUGUCAAAGAUAAUGAGGGAAUCAUAGUCGGUGCGGAUUCCAAACCGUCACGACCUUCGAGUCUUCUCUGGCCUGCCCCUCCUGACGACAUUACGUUCAUCAAGCCAUAUAUUCUGUCCGUUCUUCCGGCAGGUACUGUUGCGGACCCUCGUUCGUCGCCGGCUGCUACAUCCACGAGCACUACCACGACUCUACAAAUAUACUCCUCCCUCUCCCUUACUCCCACUCAAUCUCUAUCCUUCCCCUUCGUUCCAUCAGACACUUCGACCACGUCCGUUGCCCCGGCGACCAGUGUACCACAACCUAAUGCCACAGUAAGGCUACUGACUUCCUUGCAACCGUCCAAGGCCCCUGUUUUCUUUGUAACCACACCUGUCGACCGAGCUGCAGCGACUGCCGAGGGGAGCACGCUAUGGGGCUUGACCAUGAGGCCUUGGGCAGAGCAGGUCGACGAGAUGGUGUUAGCAGGGCAGUAUCGAGAUGCCCUUGGCUUACUGAAGAAUGUAGACGAUGCUUUGCUUCCUGACAAGGUGCGCACUUUACGUCUACAUUUUUUAAUUCUACAGCAUUCAUGUACUACGCAGCCUAAACGCAUCACUCUGAUCCGUGCUUUGGAUGCAGUUACGCUGUUCCGAGAGGGCAAAUACGACGCCGCCAUAGACACAUUCGCAGAGUUGAACAUCAACCCCGCCAAAGUGGUAGCGUUAUUCCCAGAAAGCGUGGCUGGGAGGUUAGCAGUACCCGAGGAGGGCUGGAUACAGUUGUUUGGCGGCCCGCCUCGAGUCGACGACGCGUCUUCGGUCAAGUCUCGGGAUUCCUCUAAACAGGCGAAGGGCUCACCGGUGGUCAGUGAUGAAGAUAAGGACCCCGAUAUGAGCAAUGCUGCCAAGGAUCUGCUCGAUCGAGUUGCAAUCCCCUCUUCCGGGAGCAUAAGAGGGAGGUUGAGGACAGGCCUAGGGGCGUUCAUGCCACAAAGUGCCAAAGAUGACGACACGGCGUCCAUCAAUAGUAAACCCCGGGCUAGCGUGAAUGAUGAUUUCCGCCGCUCUGUGGAGACACUUGUUCGCUACCUCUCUGAUCACCGUCCCAAAGUUACCGCUGCGCUGGAAAGUGUAGGCAUUACGCCUGCUAACCAGUCGCAUGAUACGCCCAGGCUAUCGGAGGUUCUGGUCGAGGAGCUGUACGCUCUCCCUAACGCGCCGCUGUCAGCCUUGACUCCAGAACAGCUCCUUCGCUUCGCGCAGAUAGUCGACACGGCGCUGUUUAAGAGUUACAUCGUGAUUCGACCGGGCUUGUUAGGUCCCUUGUGUCGCGUGCCUAACUGGUGUGAAGUGGAUGAGGUUGAAGAGGAAUUACGCGCGCGAGGGAAAUUUAGGGAGUUGAUAGAUUUAUUCCACGGUAAGAAGAUGCAUGCGAAGGCAUUAGCAUUACUGCGACAGCUCAGUGAGAACGAGGAAGAUAUGCAGGACAAGCUCGGCCCCUCUAUCACGUAUCUGCAGAAAUUGGGGCCGGAGCACAUCGAACAUGUCUUCGCUGCUUCACGCUGGAUAUUUGAACAGGAUCGGGACCUCGCCUUCGACAUCUUCACCUCUGAGGAUGUGGAGCUGCCCCGCAAAGAUGUUGCAGACCAUCUGGAAAAGAUUGAUCCUUUAGUCUGCAUACGCUUCAUCGAGUAUCUGAUUGAAGAACGCGAAGAAGAGUCGCAUCAAUUCCACGACCGCCUAGCGGAGUUGUAUCUUAGGACGACUUUGAUAGCGAAGAAGCGGCAGGACACUAGUACGCUUUCCUACGAAAUGUAUUCAAAGCUCCUGCACUUCAUCGACACCACCGAUCAUUUCCGGAUAGACUGGUUUUACGGCGUGAUCUCAUCAGAGGACCUAUACGAGGCCCGCGCCAUACUCCUUGGCAGGAUGGGACGCCAUGAUCAGGCCCUGGGACUUUAUGUCUAUCAGUUACACGAUUAUAUCAAAGCAGAGGAGUAUUGCAAGCGUGUGUAUAAACCAGGCUCGGAAACGGAUGGCGUUUUCCUCACACUACUCCGCAUUUAUCUUCGCCCAACGGCGCAGCUGAGCAGGGAGCACGACUUGUUGCAGCCAGCCCUAGACCUCAUCGCACGGCAGAGCCCGCGUUUGGACGCGGCGGAGACUCUGCAGCUUCUCCCCCCCUUGGUGACGGCACAGGACGUUGGGAGGUUCCUGAAGGAUACGCUUCGCGCACCCGUUUUCGACACUCAAGUUGUUCGAAAUAUCAGCAAGGCUCGGAAUGAUCAUUUGUCCAGGCAACUGAUGCAUCUGCAGUCAAAGAGAGUCAAGGUUACCGACAGUAGAAUAUGUCCUCAAUGCCAUAAACGCAUUGGAAACAGUGUUAUUGCAGUCCACCUUCCUCGGGGAGAAGUCACUCACUACCAAUGUCGUGAUGCAUUCUCCAAGAAGAUAUCGGCAUUGAGACGGUGA